AUGGAUUCGUCCUUGGGAUGUACCCACGGUGGGCAAACUAAGAAUCUGAGUCGAACCCUAAAUGGAUCGUACCUGAUGGCAUGUGGUAUCGGGGAGGAUGAGGGUCAAGGGUACCCCUACGAUCGUCAGGUACGUAAAGGCGGUGGCCUGUACACCUAUGAAGGUGGCGAUGCUGAACAGGUGUACGAGAACCCGCUAGCCUGUGACGAGAGUACCGAAAGCGUAUCUGUAGAAAGUUACACCGAGGAUGAAGAGAGUUUGACCGCAGUUCGAACCUCACGCUGGGUGCAGCAGACACGUGACAGCCAUAACAAGUCUAAAAUGUCCAGAGUGAUCUCUGUUGACAUCGCUGACCGUUCUCUCCCCGCCCCUGCAGAGAUCAGUGAUGGUGUGGUGGUGUGCCGGAUUUGUCACGAUGAUGACGUAGAACAGCCUCUCAUCUCCCCAUGUUUCUGUUCCGGGUCUAUGGGUAUGCUACACGUGGCCUGUCUGGAACAGUGGCUCGGUACCUCCGACACGACUAAAUGUGAAAUAUGUCAGUUUCAAUUUUCCAUCAACAAGAAACCAAGAUCCUGCAAAUGGUUCCUGACCAAUAAGAAGUUGGGUAGAGAAAGACGUUUACUAUUGGCUGAUCUGUGCUGUUGUUUGUGGUAUGCUCCUUCUACCAUCGCCACGACACUGUCUUGUCUGAUUGGCGCUACACACUUCACGUCCGCCAAGAAGAGCUGGGAGGCCACUAGUCUCAUCCUCCUCGCCACCGUCAACAUCGGCUUCUUUAUGCUCUGGUGUGGGUUUGCUUUUCGUCGAAAUUUGAGGAUAUACAACAAAUGGAAGGCAACUCACCAGGUGAUACGUAUUAAGUAUAAUCCCCCAUCAAAGACCAAUGCACAAAGUGCCUCCCAGUCGUCGCUUGGUAACAGAAAGUCUUCAAGCAUUCCGCCGGAAACGCCACCUUCCCCGACCAAGUCGGCGGAAAUGUCACAGCGAGAACGCAUAACAGGUACGCCGUACGGGUCACCAUGGCCACGGCGUCAGUCAAAGUUACGAAGUACCUCGACACCUCGCACAUCAUCUGCUUAUACAAAGCUACAUGAGAGCCCAUUCAGAAUCCCGGAACAGACACCUAUUAACUUCAUCAGGGACCAUAUGAUGAGAAAGUGGGGGAUGCACUCAAGCCACUCGUCCACACCGGUCCGAGAACAAGACGUUACUGAGGUCAGACAAGAACACACGAGCCGGAACGCUGAUUGUCGGGAAGCACUUUGUAUGACUCCAAUUUUACCCAUUUCCAAAAUGAAUCCUGAACCGCGUGCUCCCAUUUCUGACAUCUGGCAACGAGGCCAGCAAGGGUCCCAUCUGACGACGACAGAUCCCGUACUGGAAGGAACAGAUUUAGUAUAA
Messenger RNA from Ylistrum balloti, 1401 nucleotides. RefSeq names its product E3 ubiquitin-protein ligase MARCHF4-like. The record is from RefSeq and is a predicted model, not a curated record. Lineage: Eukaryota; Metazoa; Mollusca; Bivalvia; Pectinida; Pectinidae. The coding region runs from base 1 to 1401 and encodes 466 amino acids. Gene Ontology annotation, molecular function: ubiquitin-protein transferase activity; zinc ion binding. Gene Ontology annotation, biological process: protein ubiquitination. The transcript is spliced from 6 exons.